UCCUGCUUUCUUUAUGGGCAGGCUGACACUCGCACCACAAAACCAAGUAUACAUGGAGAUAGCAACAUGGGUUUUGGAGAGAGCUGGAUGAAGAUUGGGUCGCUGAUUGUCAUUUUGGCAGUUUUAAAGGUGCAGGCUGCUCCAACAGCUACAGAUGAUAAUGUAGAUGCUGGGGAACUAAGGGGUGAUAUCCCAGAGAUCAAUAAAGGCUUGAAGCACCUUUUUGAGGGUGACAUUGUUGGUGAUCCCACCAGAAAUGCAAUCCUUGAUCAAACAAGGAGAUGGGAGUUCCCUAUACCUUACAUCUUAACGGAUUCAUUAGAGUUGAAUGCUAAAGGGGUAAUACUCCAGGCUUUGGAGGAAUACCGUUUAAGAUCCUGUGUGGAUUUCAAACCCUAUGAAGGAGAGGCAAGCUACAUCUCCUUCACAAAGCUCUCCGGAUGCUGGUCAUAUGUUGGAGAUGAUAGAAGGGGACAGAAUGUGUCCAUCGGGGCCCGAUGUGACACUAAGGCCAUUGUACAGCAUGAGCUCCUGCACGCUCUCGGCUUUUAUCAUGAACAGUCACGUUCCGACAGAGACGACUAUGUCAAGAUCUGGUGGGACCAGAUUGAAGAAGGAAAGGAGCUCAAUUUCAUCAAGUACGAGGAUGACUUCAUCACUGAUCUGAACACUCCAUAUGAUUAUGAGUCCAUCAUGCACUACAGGCCGCUUUCCUUUAACAAGAAUGAGAGUAUCCCUACAAUCACCACCGCCAUUCCAUUUUUUAAUGAGGUCAUCGGACAGCGACUGGACUUCAGCGCAGUGGAUAUCACAAGACUCAACGACAUGUACAGUUGUGCAAACACACACACUCUUCUGGACCAGUGUUCAUUCGAACUGAAUAACAUAUGUGGAAUGAUCCAGAAUGAGGAUGACAAUUCAGACUGGAUCCAGACGUUGAGUACUCCUGCGGCUACAGAUCACACCCUUGCAGGACGGUGCAGAGAUUCUGGCUACUUUAUGAAGUUUGACACAUCUUCUGGUAAUGCUGCAAACAGCGCCUUACUGGAGUCUCGCAUCCUCUACCCCAAAAGACAUGAGCAGUGCUUGCAGUUCUUCUAUAAGAUGACAGGAGCAGCAGGGGACAAACUGGUUAUUUGGGUCCGGAUUGACGAUGGAACAGGGACUGUUCGCAGUGUCAGGAAGAUCCACACCAUCACAGGUGAUGGAAAUAAUGCCUGGAAAAUAGCCCAUGUAACGCUUAAGAUGUCCCAGAAAUUCCGCUAUAUCUUCCAGGGGAUCAGAGGAUCACCCAGCUCCUCUGGUGCCAUCUUUCUUGAUGACAUCACUCUUAGUGAGACUGUUUGCCCUGCUGCUGUCUGGCAAAUUCACAACUUUUCUGGACUUCUUUCCAGCACCCCACCUGGCAGUCCAGUAAAAAGUUCUUGCUUUUACAACUCUGAGGGCUACUCGUUCGGAAUAAGCAUUUACCCAAAUGGUAAAGACAGUGCCAACCAAGACUACAUGGGUCUGUUCUUCCACCUGUGCAGUGGUGAAAAUGAUGCAGUGAUGCAGUGGCCGGCCCAGAAUCGACAGAUGACAUUUGUUGCCAUGGACCAAGAUCCUGAUGUUAAAAUGAGGAUGUCAGCCACAAGGAGUUUCACUACAGAUGUCGAUGGCCGCUGGAGCAAACCAACAGCUGCAUCUGGUGCAGUUUGGGAUGGUAAUUGCAACUGCUACCGAGGUUUAGAAAGAGGCUGGAGCACUUUUAUUUCUCACCAACAACUCCACAAGAGGAGCUUCAUUAAAAACAAUGACCUCAUCAUUUUUGCUGACUUUAAUGAUUUGACGCAUUUGAUCAAGUCUGAGGUUCCCAUCAAACCUGUUACACAGCACAAAGAUACAUUGGCUGAGAAGCCAGUGGAAAUGAGCUCGGAGGUUUCCAAACCCAGAAAAGCACGUGCUGAUGCAGACCCAUGUCGUCCCAACCCUUGUUUGAAUGGAGGUGUGUGUGUGGAGAGAGAUGGAGCAGCAUCAUGCAGGUGUGCUUCAAGUCAGGCCUCCGUCUAUAGUGGUACGAGGUGUGAGAAUGACCGUGAGCCCAGUGUUCCGAUGUACAAGAUGCUGUCCUCACAUUCACCAGCAUCAACGCCAACUGUGUUAUUUUUCUUAACUGUUUGGAUAGCAAAUGCAUUCUGGGCCUUACUUACUUAGACCACCACCCCAAUUUCAGAUAAAUACAUUUAAACAAAAAGUAUUUGCAAUAUCCAUAAAUAGACCAAGCUAAAUGAGUCCUAAUUCUGUAGCUGUAACUCUUUUGUGGUUCAGUUUGUGAGGAUGAUCACAGUACUGCAUGGACAAACCCCAAUUCCAAUGAAAUUGUGAUGUUGUGUAAAACCUAAAUAAAAAAUGAUUUGCAAAUCA
Molecule: messenger RNA, 2403 nt
Organism: Phyllopteryx taeniolatus (common seadragon)
Lineage: Eukaryota; Metazoa; Chordata; Actinopteri; Syngnathiformes; Syngnathidae
Product: meprin A subunit alpha-like
Exons: 14
Coding region: 67-2193 (708 amino acids)
Biological process (GO): proteolysis
Cellular component (GO): membrane
Molecular function (GO): zinc ion binding; protein binding; metalloendopeptidase activity
Source: RefSeq, a predicted model, not a curated record